AUGGGGGAAACUUCGGAAACCGUGUUUUCGGCUUCUUUACAGAAAAUGAAACAUGUUAAGUCUGAUGAGGGGGAUAUGCUUACCAAGCCUUUCUUGGAUGUGUGCAAAUUGGUACUGCCUAUCAUAGAUAAAUUCGGACCGGCUAUGGCCAUUGUGAAAUCAGAUGUCGGUGGUAAUAUAUCAAGAUUGGAACAUAAAUAUGAAUCAAAUCCAACCAGAUUCAACUACUUGUUUGGUUAUGUACAAGCAGAAAUUGAAACAGACACCGCAAAGUCAUGGACAAGUUGCACAAAUGCCAUUCUCUGGCUGACGAGAGCUAUGGACUUUCUAGUGGAGCUAUUUAAUAACUUCUCCCAACAUCAAGAUUGGGGAAUGCAACAAUGCUGUAAUGAUUCCUAUAGUAAGACGUUGAAAAAAUGGCAUGGCUGGCUAGCCAGUUCAAGUUUUACUGUUGCUAUCAAGCUUGCUCCUGAUAGAAAAAGAUUUCUGGAGGUGCUAGGCGGAGCAGAAAAUAUCCAGGCUGAUAUGGAGAAGUUCUGCACAGAAUUCUCGCCUAUUUUAAGAAAGAUCCACAAGUUUCUGGCUAGUUGUCGCUUGGAUAGCAUGAAAGCUCUAUGAUGAGGUUCCCCAUUGAGUAGCUUUAGUCUUAUGUUAUCUUUUUCAUUUCUCUAUUCCAUUAUAAUAUCUUCCUUAGUUGUAACAUAAUUAGAUUUUGGAUCAAUUAGAUUGGCCACUUCUGUAACUUGGUUCAUUUGUUUUUAACAGCUUAAACCAA
This is a messenger RNA of Daucus carota subsp. sativus, 775 nucleotides long. Its product is annotated as glycolipid transfer protein 1. Bases 1 to 618 code for a protein of 205 amino acids. Gene Ontology annotation, cellular component: membrane; cytosol; cytoplasm. Gene Ontology annotation, molecular function: ceramide 1-phosphate binding; ceramide 1-phosphate transfer activity. The transcript is spliced from 6 exons. The record is from RefSeq and is a predicted model, not a curated record. Gene Ontology annotation, biological process: ceramide transport; intermembrane lipid transfer. NCBI's taxonomy places the organism in Eukaryota, Viridiplantae, Streptophyta, Magnoliopsida, Apiales, Apiaceae.